Molecule: messenger RNA, 457 nt
Organism: Paramuricea clavata
Lineage: Eukaryota; Metazoa; Cnidaria; Anthozoa; Malacalcyonacea; Plexauridae
Source: the annotation of a GenBank genome assembly
AUGUGGAAGCUAGCGAAUCUAAGCCCAUUACCUAAGGAAUCUCCGUUAACCGAAUGCGAUCAAUUGAGACCAAUAUCGUUGACUAAUGUUAUUAUGCGACUCUUCGAAAGGAUCAUAUUUCAAGAAGAGAUUCGUCAUCUCUCAAAAUUGAUUAUCGAUAAGAACCAGUACGCUUAUAGGAAAAACUCGAACACUACUGCAGCUCUGAUAAAGUGCCAGCAUCAUUGGCUAAAAUGGUUAGACGAUAAGGCUAACUUCAUUCGGGUAAUAUCCUUCGAUUUCAGUAAAGCGUUUGAUAGCGUCCCCCACGAUAUUUUAACACAGAAAUUGAAAUCAACAAAUCUUAAUCCUUAUAUUAUCAAUUGGCUCAUUAAUUUUAUAUCGUGUAGGAAACAGAGAGUUACUGUAGAUGGAACUGUUACCAAUUUUGUUAAUAUCAAUAGAGGAGUACCUCAAG